GUCACUGCGCCGCGCGGAGGCUGCGGGGGAAGAUGGCGGCGCCGGAGGAACCGGGCGCGGUGGCGGCGUUCGCGAAGCGCAUCGACCCGGCCCGGGAGCCGGGGCUCAGCCCCGAGCAACGCCGCCUCAUGGCGCAGGUGGAGUACGCCCAGCGGCAGCGCGUCCUGCGGCGCCGGCUCCGCGGCCGCAACACUCUGCUGGCGCUCGGCAUCGCCGCGGUGACGCUUGGCAUCUACGGGUACACCUUCUACUCGGUGUCUCAGGAGCGGUUCCUGGACGAGCUGGAGCAGGAGGCGGAGGCGGCGCGGGCGCGGGCCCGGGCGCGGGCCGAAGGCGCGGCGAGCUGAGCGCGGAACGCCCGGCCCGGUCCGACCCGUGACUGAGCUGCCACCCCCGCGGGGCUGGACCGGCCUUGAGCCCGGGGCAGCCGCCCCCGGGGGUUUGGGCCUGCCCCAUGCUCAGCGCGAGCCUGGGGAAGGUCCUGGGGGCUCCCCGCGAGCAGCCCCCACCCCGAGGCCUUUGCCGGCACCGUGCCCAUGGGAAGGACAGGGGUGCCCAGGUCCCAGCACUCCUUACAAUAAACCCUCUCACUGGA
Molecule: messenger RNA, 595 nt
Organism: Pseudopipra pipra
Lineage: Eukaryota; Metazoa; Chordata; Aves; Passeriformes; Pipridae
Product: cytochrome c oxidase assembly factor 3 homolog, mitochondrial
Exons: 2
Coding region: 33-347 (104 amino acids)
Biological process (GO): mitochondrial respiratory chain complex IV assembly
Cellular component (GO): mitochondrial inner membrane
Source: RefSeq, a predicted model, not a curated record